Physcomitrium patens is the source of this 2075-nucleotide messenger RNA. Its product is annotated as phosphomevalonate kinase, peroxisomal. Gene Ontology annotation, molecular function: phosphomevalonate kinase activity; ATP binding. Gene Ontology annotation, biological process: isopentenyl diphosphate biosynthetic process, mevalonate pathway. NCBI's taxonomy places the organism in Eukaryota, Viridiplantae, Streptophyta, Bryopsida, Funariales, Funariaceae. Gene Ontology annotation, cellular component: peroxisome. The record is from RefSeq and is a predicted model, not a curated record.
GGAGGGAGGGGGGUGGCGCGCUGCGGAGGCGAGAGAGAGAGGAGACAAGCGUAGCGAAGAGAGGAGAGAGUGUAUCAUUCCACACUCUCAAAUGCGAGAGAAAGCGAGAGAGCGGGGGUGGGAGGGGGCUGAUUCUUCUGCGAUGCCAAUGUAUCAGAUUCCUGGGACAUCCAUCAUACAUUGAAGCCAGACAGACAGACAGACACACACACACAAACACAUCCCUCCUCUCAUCUCCUCUUCUCUCUCCACCCCCAAUCUCUCUGCCCAUUUCUCCCUCCCUCCCUUCAUCCCUGCGCCUGUUGCGAUGGAUUCCGCUGUAGUGGUUUCGGCACCGGGGAAGGUGUUGAUUACGGGAGCAUAUUUGGUCCUGGAGCAGCCGCACGCUGGAUUGGUGGUCUCGACGUCGGCUCGAUUUUAUGCAGUCGUGAAGCCCAUACAUGAAAACUUGGCUCCCGACAGCUGGUCAUGGUCUUGGUCUGAUGUGAAGGUUAUUUCACCGCAACUUGGAACGGAGACUGAUUACAAAUUCUCUCAUCGUGAUCUUAGUCUUCGGCGGGUUUCAAGUGAAGGUAGCAGUUCUUUCGUGGAACAAGCAGUGCAGCUUUCUGUAGCAGCUGCCAAGGCUGGGUUUACUGGAGCUUCCAGUGAAGAGCGUGAACAUUUUAGGGAUCAAUUGCUGCAAGGACUGGAAAUUACAAUUUUGGGUAGCAAUGAUUUCUAUUCCUUCCGCAGGCAGCUUGAAGCGCGAGGACUCCCAUUGACACGCUCAAGUCUUGCUGCACUUUCUGCGUUCUCAUCCAUCUCAACCAACACCCAGCCAGGAGAAGACGAAAUCGCUCUACCCGAAGUUGCGAAGACCGGACUGGGUUCGUCAGCAGCAAUGACCACUGCAGUAGUCGCCAGUCUGCUCCAAUAUUUUGGUCGGGUUGAUCUACCAUUGCACGGGGCUGCCAAGGAAGAUGUGGAGACAGACCUUGAACUUGUACAUUCUGUUGCUCAAGCAGCUCACUGUGCUGCCCAGGGAAAGAUAGGCAGUGGAUUCGAUGUGAGCUGUGCUGUUUACGGUAGCCAACGUUAUGUCAGAUUCUCGCCUUCUGUCCUGUCAUCAGUUCAGGCUAGCGGCAGGUUGAUUACGCCUUUGGAAAUUAUGAAGCAAGUUUUAGCUGAAAGCUGGGAUGGUGAGAGAUUGGCUUAUGCACUUCCUCCUGGUCUUAUGCUGGUUGUUGGAGAACCUGGAUUUGGAGGCUCUCAUACUCCUUCUAUGGUAGGAGCAGUACAAGCCUGGCGUAAGCGGGACCCUGAGAAAGCUACUCCUAUAUGGAACGCUCUGGCCGAAGCGAACCUAAGUGUAGAAAAGGGUCUCCUUCACCUCAAAACUGUAGCUGGGUCUGGAAAAUUUUACGAGAAUAUCUUAGAAUCUUGUAGCACCAGUUCUGCUGACAAGUGGAAAAUAUUACAUGGUGACACACCAGGAAGUCUUGAAGUGGUGAUGUCUCUCUUGGAGACAAGGCAGGCAUUCCUUCAGGUGCGGUCUCUUUUGAGGCACGUGGGAGAAGCAGCGGGUGUUCCUAUCGAACCCCCGUCUCAAACAGCUCUGCUAGAUGCAACCAUGGAGAUGGACGGAGUACUAUUGGCUGGAGUUCCCGGUGCGGGUGGUUUCGAUGCCGUCUUUGCUAUAACAAUUGGAAGCACCGUGAGAGAUAAACUUGAGUUGGAAUGGAGCAGGCGAGGGGUUCUAAGUUUGUCUGCACAGGAGGAUCCAAGUGGGGUGAGCUUAGAGAAAUGUGAUCCUCGCGAAGUCUGACAUGAUGUUUCAACCACGUAAUUUAUGUUUGUAACAUCAUAAAGACACAGAAGGCUCAUCAUAAACACGUGCUAGUGAUUUCAUUUAGUUGAAUUUCAAUUAAUACUUGUAAGAAAUUUUUUUGCCUCAACUUGUUUGAUUGAUUUAUCAAAUUUUCAUUAUAUGAACGGUCUAUUUAUUUCUGAAGCUGAGGGUUAAGUUCACAAAAAAUGUUGAGUCAUGAUCCACUCCAUUCAAUAAAGUUCAAGCAUGAAAUUGUUUAAAAUUU